Molecule: messenger RNA, 1721 nt
Organism: Osmia bicornis bicornis
Lineage: Eukaryota; Metazoa; Arthropoda; Insecta; Hymenoptera; Megachilidae
Product: RNA-binding protein NOB1
Exons: 6
Coding region: 162-1628 (488 amino acids)
Biological process (GO): ribosomal small subunit biogenesis; maturation of SSU-rRNA
Cellular component (GO): preribosome, small subunit precursor
Molecular function (GO): RNA endonuclease activity
Source: RefSeq, a predicted model, not a curated record
AACAAAAGCAUGUAUAAUCCUGUUGGAUCUGUAGUCAUUUGAGUCAUUGGUCCAAUCUUGGUCUAUGAACAUAACAUUCAUGGAAGUACGCCUUAAAGUACAUAACCAAGAACACGUGGAUGUGUUUUUUGCGGAAUUUGUUUAAUUAAACGUUAUUAAAUAUGUGCGAAGAACAGAAAGUACAAUACUUGGUUGUUGAUACAAGUGCUUUCAUUAGAAAUGCAGCGUUACAGAAUAUUGGUGUUAAUAUUAUAACAGAACAAGAUGUAGUGAAUGAAGUUACAAGUAAAAGACAAUUAAGAAGAUUAGUUGUUCUACCAUAUGAUUUAAAAAUACAAAAUGCAUAUCCUGAAAACAUCAAAUUUGUUACAGAGUUUUCCAAAAAAACUGGUGAUUAUGCUAGUCUAUCAGCAACAGAUAUAAAAGUAAUAGCAUUAACAUAUCAAUUAGAGAAAGAAAAAGUAGGCUUGGAUCAUUUAAAACAGGAACCAGUGAUAAAAAAGAUUGUAGAUACCAGUGUAGAAAAAACAGAGGAUCUUACCAAACCUGUAGCUGGUUUUUAUAUGCCACAGAAAAAAGAAAACAUUAAUGAAGAAAAUAUAGAAAAAUUUGGAAAAAGAGAAUGUUUGGAAGAUAACAAUAAAGAAAUAGAAACAAAUUUAAGGAAAAAUGUAAAGAAUAUUGAUAAUGAAGAAGAAGAUUCAGAAUCUUAUUUUAGUCAGUCUUCUGAUAAUCUUGAAUCAGAUUAUGAAACUGCUGAUUCUGAUGUGGAUCAAAGUAGAACCAAAGAUUUAUCUACUAAAUUCUCAAAAUUAAAUUGUGAGUCAACAGAAUUUGUAGUUCAUGAUAAGAACAAUAUGGAGCACAAUGCUGAUGACAUUCUGGUUCCUGUUAAUGAAAUCAAUAAUGAUGGAAAGGAUGAGUAUGAAGAUUAUGAUGAUGAUGAUGGUGGUGAGAGUGAGGAUGAGGAUUAUGAUGAUGAUGAUGAUGAUAGUAAUGGUAAUGAUGAUGAUACUGGCUGGAUUACACCAAGCAAUAUUUGCUGUAUAAAGAAAGAACUUGAUUCGGAACUUCUUGAACUGAAACCUGCAACAGUAGCAUGCUUAACAAUGGAUUUUGCAAUGCAAAAUGUUUUAAAACAAAUUGGACUGAAUGUAGUUUCAUUAGAUGGAAGAAUGAUUAAACAAAUGCGAACGUUUAUCCUUAGGUGUUACGCAUGUUUCAAAACUACCAGUAUUAUGACAAAAGCAUUUUGUCCUAGUUGUGGUAAUAAAACGUUAAAAAAAGUAGCGGUCACAUUAAACGAAGAAGGAAAACAACAAAUUCAUAUCAAUUUCCGAAAACCGAUUUCGAAAAAAGGAAAAAGAUUUUCUUUACCAAUGCCAAAAGGUGGGAAACAUGCAAAUAAUCCUAUACUUUGUGAAGAUCAACCUCUACCUGAUCAAAGAUUAUCAAGACUUGCACGUAUUAAAAAUGAUCCUUUGCAAGAUGAUUAUAUAGCUGGAUAUUCGCCAUUUAUUAUGCGUGAUGUAUAUUCUAAAUCAGCUAUGUUAGGUAUACGAGCAGGAGGUUCUAUUAAAUAUUGGAUGAGGAAAAAUCCAAACGAAUGUAGAAGAAAAAGAAAAUAAUUCUUAUCAUUUUUGUACACCGUAUUUUAAAUAGUAUAAACGUUCUUAAAAUACAAAAUAUUUCCUAAAAUAUAUGCAUACAUAUAAAGAGAA